CAGUCACCUUCACAUGUCACUCCCUGUCCUCAUGCAUUCUUCUGUUGCACUUAAACUAUCUUUUCCUCAUCUACCAAUUGACAAAUAAAUCACUUUCCCUCCAUCACUCCCUCAUACCCCAAAUCUCAUGAAAUAAAAAAAUUAUCUUGCCAGAACUUUGUCACAAAAAAUAGUCCCACCAUGCCAAAAAAAAUCACCCUUCUUUCAUCCUUCAUUUUCUUGACAAUCCAAGCUUUCUGCCUAGAUGAUUUCAUCUUCAAUGGAUUCAAGAAACCAGAAACCAAUUUAAGCUUGAGUGGAACUGCAAGAAUUGACAAACAUGGCAUCCUUCAGUUGACAAACAACACUGGUAGACUCAUGGGCCAUGCUCUUUUUCCCUCACCAAUUCAGUUCAAGAACUCCGAAGAUGGUCCUGUUAAGUCCUUCUCUACAUGCUUUGUGUUCAACAUAGUCCCUGAGUAUCCAAGGCUUGGAGGCCAUGGCUUGGCUUUCACUGUUGCACCAUCUCAAGACUUCAUCAAAUCAGCUCUUCCAAGCCAGUACUUAGGCCUGCUUAAUGCAACAGAAGUGGGUAAUUUCUCCAACCAUCUUUUUGCAGUUGAGUUUGAUACAGUUCAAGACUUUGAGUUUGGUGAUAUAAAUGAUAAUCAUGUGGGGAUCAAUAUCAACAGCUUAGUAUCAAAUAAAUCAGCUAAAGCUGCUUACUUUUCUGAUGAUUUGGUUCAGCAAGAUUUGAAUCUCAAGAGUGGUAAGACUAUUGUGGCUUGGAUCGAAUAUGAUUCGAUUAGAAAUUUAGUGAAUGUUACUCUUUCACCAUCUUUUUCAAAGCCCAGAUUGCCAAUUUUAUCUUAUAAGUUGGAUCUUUCUCCAAUUUUUCAGAAGAGUAUGUAUAUUGGUUUUUCAUCAUCCACUGGUUUGCUUGCAAGUUCUCACUAUGUUUUAGGAUGGAGUUUCAAAACUAAUGGAGAUGCAAAGGUUUUGAAUUUCAAGUCCUUGCCCUCACUUUCUGGUCACAAGAAGAGAAGCCCAGUUUUUAAGAUUCUUGUCUCUGUACUUUCAGUGUUGGUUGUAUUAGGUUCAGUUUUCUUGGUACUUUAUGCUUUAAGAAAGUAUAAGAACAGAGAUAUAAUUGAAGAGUGGGAGCUUGAAGUUGGGCCUCAUAGAUUUUCAUAUCAAGAAUUGAAGAAAGCUACUAAAGGGUUUAAAGAAAGUGAGUUACUUGGUGCUGGUGGAUUUGGUAAAGUUUACAAAGGUAUACUUCCUUCUUCGAAAUUGGAAGUGGCUGUGAAGAGGAUUUCGAAUGAAUCAAAGCAAGGUCUUCGCGAAUUUGUGUCUGAAAUAACUACAAUUGGUAAGCUCCGGCAUAGGAAUUUAGUGCAAUUACAAGGAUGGUGUCGUCUUCGCGGUGAUUUACUGCUUGUUUAUGAUUAUAUGCCUAAUGCAAGUUUGGAUAGAUUCUUGUUUGAGAAGCCUAUAGCAGUGCUAAGCUGGGAGCAGAGAUUUAAUAUAAUUAAAGGUGUCGCGUCCGGGCUAUUCUAUUUACAUGAAGGGUAUGAGCAGAUUGUGAUACACAGAGACAUUAAGGCUAGUAAUGUGUUGCUUGAUGGUGAUUUGAAUGGCAGAGUUGGUGAUUUUGGAAUGGCAAAGCUAUACGAGCACGGGGAGAAUCCUACCACCACGCGUGUUGUGGGGACUUUGGGGUACCUUGCACCUGAGCUCCCUCGGACAGGAAGGGCCACAACAAGUUCUGAUGUGUUUGCAUUUGGUACAUUGUUGCUGGAAGUUGUUUGUGGAAGAAGGCCUAUCGAGAACAGGGCACCUCCUGAGGAAUUUGUGUUGGUAGAUUGGGUCUGGGAUAAGUGGAUACAAGGUAAGCCUUUUGAUGUUGUGGAUAAAAAGCUUGAGGGUGAGUUUGAUGAGAAUGAGGUAGUGGUAGUGUUGAAAUUAGGACUAAUGUGCUCGAAUCAUGUCGCGAAGUCCAGGCCUAGUAUGAGGCAGGUUGUGAGGUACUUGGAAGGCGAGGUUGGGUUACCGGGAAUGGUGAGACCACCCGGGGGGUGCUACGGUGAUGGAAAGGGUGGCGGAGAAGGGUUCGAUGACUAUAUCAAUUCAUUUGCAUCAUCUUCUUUCGAUAAGGGGAGUUUAUAUUCUGAAGGAGCUCAAGCAGAUGGUGAUCUUAGUUUUGUUUCUGUUUCUGCUUCACCAAUGUCAUUGCUACUCCCUCCGUCCCUAUUUAUGUGUCCACUUUGGAAGUAAAAACUUGUCCUUAUUUAUCUGUCCAUUUAUACUUUCAAAACUAAUUUAAUGAUAGUUUUUCAAAUAUAUCUCCAAAAUUUCAAUUUUCAAGACUUGACUUAUUUAAAACUUGGUUGAAUUCAUGUUUUCAAGACAUAAAGUAGGGGUAUUCCACCAUUUUCAAGAUAUUAAUUACAGGUAUUGAAUGAAAAAGUUUAUACAAUCAACUAUUCCUUGGUAUGUGUUUUUUUAUCCAAAAUGGACAGAUAAAAAGGGACGGAGGGAGUAUAUAAGAAAGGGGAAGCAAGGUAGUUUACUAGUUUAGUGAAAUAAUGGUGUGGCGAUUCUCAAGGGGUUUAUCAACUUGGAAGUUACCUCAAGGCUCAGUUUGUUGAGGGAUUACAUUUUGUGCCUCUGGAUGUAUGUAUUAGUCUUAAACUUCACAAAUAUUACUGGAUAUGAAUAUAAGGAUUGUUUGUUUGGGUGUU
Messenger RNA from Daucus carota subsp. sativus, 2723 nucleotides. RefSeq names its product L-type lectin-domain containing receptor kinase S.4-like. The record is from RefSeq and is a predicted model, not a curated record. Gene Ontology annotation, biological process: protein phosphorylation. Bases 181 to 2256 code for a protein of 691 amino acids. Gene Ontology annotation, cellular component: plasma membrane. The transcript has a single exon. Gene Ontology annotation, molecular function: ATP binding; protein kinase activity; carbohydrate binding. NCBI's taxonomy places the organism in Eukaryota, Viridiplantae, Streptophyta, Magnoliopsida, Apiales, Apiaceae.